GCCCCUUCCCCAGCUUCAGUCUGCAGCUACUCCUGGCAGGGAAGUUGUUCUUUGCUUCCACCAAGCUGUGAGACAUCAAAGGCUAAAGACUCCAGAGCCAUGCAGGGUCUCGGGACCCUGUUCCUGCUGUUGGCUGCCUGUGUGGCUUCAAGGGCUGACCUAGACAUCCAGGUUCAGGAGAAUUUCAGCGAGUCCCGGAUCUAUGGAAAAUGGUUCAACCUGGCGGUGGGCUCCACCUGCCCGUGGCUGAGGAGGAUCAAGGACAAGAUGAGCAUAAGCACACUGGUGCUGCAAGAAGGGGCCACGGAAGCAGAGAUCAGCAUGACCAGCACCCGAUGGCGGAGAGGUGUCUGCGAGGAGAUCUCUGGAACAUAUGAGAAGACAGACAUCAAGGGAAAGUUCCUCUCCCGCAAACCCAAAUGGAACAUAAAGAUGGAAUCCUAUGUGGUACACACAAACUAUGAUGAGUAUGCCAUUUUCCUGACCAAAAAGUUCAGCCGCCACCAUGGAACCACCAUCACUGCCAAACUCUAUGGCCGGGAGCCACAGUUGAGAGACAGCCUUCUGCAGGAGUUCAGGGAGGUGGCCCUGAGCGUGGGCAUCCCUGAGAACUCCAUCAUUUUUAUGCCUGACAGAGGGGAAUGUGUCCCUGGGGAUCUGGAGCCACAGCCCACGCCACCUCUGAGAGCCCGGAGGGCAGUGCUACCCCAAGAAAAUGAGGGAUCAGGGGCUGGGCCACUGGUAACUGAGGUCCUCAAGAAAGAAGAUUCCUGUCAGCUCAGCUACUCAGAAGGUCCCUGCCUAGGGCUGAUAGAGAGGUAUUACUACAAUGGCGCUUCCAUGGCCUGUGAGACCUUCCAAUAUGGGGGCUGCCUGGGCAACGGCAACAACUUCAUCUCUGAGAAAGAAUGUCUGCAGACAUGCCGGACCAUAGCGGCCUGCAAUCUCCCCAUAGUCCAAGGCCCCUGCCGAGCCAAUGUGGAGCUCUGGGCAUUCGAUGCAGCGCAAGGAAAGUGUGUCCAGUUCACCUACGGGGGCUGCAAAGGCAACGGCAACAAGUUCUACUCCGAGAAGGAGUGCAAGGAGUACUGUGGAGUUCCUGGUGAUGGGUACGAGGAGCUAAUGCGCAGUUGAAGGUACAGUCUGCAAACCAGAGAGGACAGCCACUGUCUGUCCCAGUGUGGGCUAGCCCAGGAGAUCUGGACCCAAAUAAAACAAGCUGUCACCUCUUGGUA
Messenger RNA from Myodes glareolus (Bank vole), 1235 nucleotides. RefSeq names its product alpha-1-microglobulin/bikunin precursor (gene Ambp). Lineage: Eukaryota; Metazoa; Chordata; Mammalia; Rodentia; Cricetidae. The record is from RefSeq and is a predicted model, not a curated record. Gene Ontology annotation, molecular function: serine-type endopeptidase inhibitor activity.